This is a messenger RNA of Penicillium cinerascens, 906 nucleotides long. Its product is annotated as uroporphyrinogen-III synthase HEM4. NCBI's taxonomy places the organism in Eukaryota, Fungi, Ascomycota, Eurotiomycetes, Eurotiales, Aspergillaceae. The record is from RefSeq and is a predicted model, not a curated record. Gene Ontology annotation, molecular function: uroporphyrinogen-III synthase activity. The transcript is spliced from 2 exons. The coding region runs from base 1 to 906 and encodes 301 amino acids. Gene Ontology annotation, biological process: uroporphyrinogen III biosynthetic process.
AUGCCGCCCAUUCUCCUCCUCAAAACCAAAUCCUCUCCUCACGACGGCUACGAUGAUUUCUUCUCCGCAAACGACUACACCCCAUCCUUCAUCCCGGUCCUAGAACACCGCUUCCACACCGAGAACCUAGCACACGUGCGCGAGCUCUUCGCCUCCGGCGCAUUCGACUCCAAUGCCACAGACAACCCCAAUGGCCCCAAAUACGGCGGCAUGAUCUUCACAAGCCAGCGCGCCGUCGAAGGGUUUGCAGAAAUGAUCGGCCAACACGGCCUCCCUCUGAACCCCUCAACAAACCUCCCCCUCUACACCGUCGGCCCAGCCACCGCCCGCUCUCUAACGACCCUCCGCAACAAACACCUCCCCUCCUGCUCGAUCCACGGCGAAGACACCGGAACCGGCGAGAAGCUAGCACACCACAUGCUCCAGCACUACAACGCCCUCCACCCAGAUGCCGACCCCAACCCGUCCCUCCUCUUUCUGGUCGGUGAACAGCGCCGAGAUAUCAUUCCAAAGACACUCAUGGACCCGUCGUUACCCGAUGAUCAACGCAUUCCCGUGGAGGAAAUCGUCGUCUAUGAAACUGGGGAAAUGGGUUCGUUUGAGGGAGAUUUCAGAUCUGCGGUGCAGGGUUCGGGUGAAGGUGUGCUUUGGGUGGUUGUGUUUUCGCCGAGUGGGUGUGAGGCGAUGCUACGGGUUCUGGGAUUAGGGCCUUUUGCUGGGAAUGGGAAUGGGGAUGGAGGUGGGGAUGGGAGGAAGGUGUUUGUGGCGACGAUUGGACCUACGACGAGAGAUCAUCUGAGGAGUAAGUUUGGUUUUGAGCCGCAUCUUUGUGCCGAGAAGCCUAGUCCCGAGGGGGGUUGGGGAGGGGAUACGGAGGUUUAUGGAGGAACAGGGGCUGUAGACUAA